AAUGACAGUACAGCCAGUACACCAGCUGCAACCCCAAAACCUGAAUCAACUCCCAAAAAACGAGUAGUUGCUGGCGGCACUGUUGUUGAAGAUCUGAAAGUGGGCCAUGGACCGGAAGCUAAACCAGGCAAAAUGGCAUCAGUAUAUUACAUUGGUACAUUGGCAAAGACGAGCAAGAGGUUUGAUUCUUGUACAGAAGGCAAGCCCUUUAGAUUCAGACUAAACCAAGGGGAGGUGAUCAAGGGCUGGGACAAUGGUGUUCUUGGUAUGAAAGUUGGCGGGAAACGCAGGAUUACAGUGCCAGCAAAUCAAGGAUAUGGAAAUGUAAAGCAAGGUCCAAUUCCUCCUAACUCAACUCUUGUCUUUGAAGUGGAGCUGAAAGCAGUCAGUUAA
This is a messenger RNA of Candidula unifasciata, 393 nucleotides long. The record is from the annotation of a GenBank genome assembly. Lineage: Eukaryota; Metazoa; Mollusca; Gastropoda; Stylommatophora; Geomitridae.